This is a messenger RNA of Penicillium verhagenii, 804 nucleotides long. RefSeq lists its product as uncharacterized. The record is from RefSeq and is a predicted model, not a curated record. NCBI's taxonomy places the organism in Eukaryota, Fungi, Ascomycota, Eurotiomycetes, Eurotiales, Aspergillaceae. The coding region runs from base 1 to 804 and encodes 267 amino acids. The transcript has a single exon.
AUGAAAAACGACUCCCAAUGGCGCGGUCUGAAGAUCGCAGAAGACCGCGACCAAGCAGACCGCGACACCGUGAUCCAAGUCCUCCAAGGAAUCAACAACGACCUCAGCGUCGACGGCCUGAAUCUGCGAAAGCGCGAGGCCCGCGAAGACGCCAACAACGCCAUCCACGAGGAGAUCGACAAGAUGCCCGCCGGCAUCCCGCGUCUCCACCGGCCCAGCGCCGUGAAGAACUUGUACGAGAUCUUCAGAGACCAGCGAUCCACUUGGCCGGUGGCUAAGCGGGGGGAUUUGUUGUCUACGGAUGGGUCUGAGGAUGGAUAUGAGGUUAGGACAGGGAAGCGUAUAUUGAUCAGUCCAGCCCCAGCUCCUACUGCUGUCCAGCUUCCCCGUCAUCGUGAUAGGAGUGGUCACUCUGUGACGCGUCCCGCCGUAAUUCGCAGGAGAGGUUAUAGGUACCCUCGUAACGGAAGAGAUGUCAUUUUGGAGGAGGGAGACAAGCAGCAGGAGCAGGAGGAGGAGAAAGAAGUUGAGGAGCAAGAAGAGGAAGAGGGAGAUCAAGAGGAAGAGGAAGAGCAAGAGGAAGAGGAAGAGCAAGAAGAGGAACAAGAUGAAGAGGACGAGGAAGUCGAGGAAGUGGAGGAAGGGGAGGAGGAUCAAGAGGAUCAGGAACAUGAUAUCGAGAGCAACGAGAACAAUUCUGGUAGCGAUAUCGAGGAGGAGACCAACACUAGCGAGAAGCGUGCUCGUGAUGAGGACGAAGAGGAUGACGAGCAUCAGUCUCCUCAGAAACGAUCGAAGCGUUAA